This is a messenger RNA of Dipodomys ordii (Ord's kangaroo rat), 547 nucleotides long. Its product is annotated as peptidyl-tRNA hydrolase 2, mitochondrial-like. Gene Ontology annotation, molecular function: peptidyl-tRNA hydrolase activity. NCBI's taxonomy places the organism in Eukaryota, Metazoa, Chordata, Mammalia, Rodentia, Heteromyidae. The record is from RefSeq and is a predicted model, not a curated record. Bases 5 to 463 code for a protein of 152 amino acids. Gene Ontology annotation, biological process: positive regulation of anoikis; negative regulation of anoikis. The transcript has a single exon. Gene Ontology annotation, cellular component: mitochondrion; cytosol.
UUAGAUGCUCUCCAAGUCCUUGGCUAUGGAGUCUUUGGCUCAUCCUGGUGCACUCAGCUUGCCUGCUGGAGUUGCUUGUGGCAUAUGCCUGGGAUGGGGCCUCAGGAUGUGCUUUGGGAUGCCACCCACACGCCUGACAAGUGAGCCGGAUGCAGAGACCAGAACUGAAGCAAGCAUCAUGGGAAAAGGAAAAGUUGCUGCCCAGUGCUCUCAUGCUGCUGUUUCUGCCUACAAGCAAGUCCAAAGGAAAAACCCUCAAGUGCUCAAACAGUGGGAAUACUGUGGCCAGCCCAGAGUGGUAGCCACAGCCCCUGAUGAAGAAACCCUGAUCAAAUUGCUGACCCAUGCAAAAAUGCUGGGGCUGACUGUAAGUUUAAUCCAAGAUGCUGGACGUACUCAGACUGAACCAGGCUCUCAAACUGUCCUAGGAAUUGGGCCAGGACCAGCAGACCUAAUUGACUAAGUUACUGGUCACCUAAAACUUUACUUGAUGGGUUUUUGAGUGAUGGUAAUCCUGUCACAGUGUUUGAAACCUGUCAAAUUAUAA